AUCUGAGUGUUGUAUCAAACAUGGAUGAGACUGAGCUGAGAUGUCGCACCACCUGCACUCCGUCUAACAAGACAAAUUACAUCUGGUACAAGAACGGACAGCGUGUUAAUUACCAGAACGGAAAUAAACUACCAGUAUCUAAGAGUGAUUGGGAUUCAGGCAGCUACUCCUGUGCUGUAGGAGGACAUGAGGAUCUUCGCUCUCCUGCUGUCUGUUUAUUUAAUGAGAAGAAGUGCUGGAGUGUGACUUACUCCACCCAGACUAUCUGCUCUCUGAUUGGCUCAUCAGUGGACAUGUACAGUUAUUACACCUACCCUCAUCAGUACAAUAUCACAAAAGUGUUCUUGUUCAUUAAAGAUCAGGCUGAUGGUGAGCCUGUGGAUGUGACGGAGAAUGAGGAGUAUCAGGGCCGAGUGCAGUACACACAGAGCUCCCAGAAUAACUGUAGUCUGAGAAUCACUAACCUGACAGAGAGAGACCCUCAGACAUACAAAUUCAGAUUCCUUACUAAUUAUCCUACAGGAAAGUACACAGGAGAACCUGGAGUCUCUCUGUCUGUCACAGAUCUGAAGGUUACAGUAUCAGACUGGAGAGACCAGUACAUGAAUCUGAGCUGUAUCACCAGCUGCACUCUGUCUAACAACCCCACUUACAUCUGGCACGAGAACGGACAGCGUGUGUCUGACUGUAAAUCUGCCUCCUGCUCUGUAGCUGCAGUCAGUGGUGCGGUCAGUUACAGCUGUGCUGUUGAAGGCCAUGACAGUCUCCUCUCUCCUCCAGUGUAUUCCCCUAAAAACACCAGAGCAGUGGUUCUUCCCUCUGGAGACACAGUGGAGGGGGAUUCAGUGACUCUGAGCUGUAGCAGUGAUGCAAACCCUCCUGUUCUCAAUUACACCUGGUUUAGGCAGAGAGCAGCUGCAGACACACUGCUGACAACAGGCCAAACGUUCAGCAUCAGCAACAUCAGCUCCCAGCACAGCGGACUGUACUACUGCACCGCUCACAACCAGCUGGGACAGCACAACUCCACACCAACACUCCUGGAUGUGUUAUGUAGGUGCCAUGCCUUACGACUAGGUUUGCUUUUCUUUCAUGCAAACAUGCUUGCCUGCGGAAACCAGUUCCAGUUUGGGUAUUAGAAAGUUAACGUUGAAAAUAUUUACAUUGUAACAGUCUUUCCCUAAAUUGCAUGUACAAUAUUUUAAAAAGCUAAAAAUGUAAUAUUAAUGGCAUAAUCUUUACCAGAGUUUUGGUAAUGCGGGUUUUUCUUUACAGUCACAUAUCUUUAUUUAU
Molecule: messenger RNA, 1293 nt
Organism: Clarias gariepinus (North African catfish)
Lineage: Eukaryota; Metazoa; Chordata; Actinopteri; Siluriformes; Clariidae
Product: B-cell receptor CD22-like
Exons: 4
Coding region: 21-1139 (372 amino acids)
Source: RefSeq, a predicted model, not a curated record